GGCGCCUCCCCCACCGGGGCUGGAGACUGGCUGCUCCCGGGCUCAGGUCGCGCGGAGCAUGGGGCGGGGCCCGGGUGCCGGGCGCCUGCCCCACUGGCUUGGGGGUGAAAUUUUCUGCAAACCCACGCUGUACCAGGCACCAACUCUAAGCCUUUCAGGCUUUAUCGCUAAUCCUCCCAAGUCACUUUACGGAUGAGGAACCUGACGCCGAGAGGUUGGGCAAUUUGCUCAAGGUCACACAGCGAGGAUUUAAAGCCACAAUGUGUGUAAAUCCCAAAUACCAUGUUCUUUGUGUUCAUUAUUUUGCUUCGUACAGAGGUGGCCCCGGUGCCCAAGGUGACAGCUGGAAGCGGAAGGACGUGAAGGAGGCAGAGCUGUAGGAGCACUUCUCACCUGGGAGAGGAGGGCAGGUUGCCUGGGCAGGAGUCACGGGGCCCCACAGACUCCUGGCCGCAGCGUGCAAUGGAUCCGGGUGGGAGGACGCUAAGCGCCGGGAAGCCAAGUGGGGCGGGGCGGCUCUGGAGAGUGGGAGGGAGGGAGGAUCAGGCCCCGGGCGGGGGCCUGACCCUUACAGCGGGAGAGAGGCCCCGCCCCUUUCCGCCCCCUCUGCCUAAGGCUGUCUCUCAUUGGACAGUCACGUUGUCCGUCCCGCCCCGCCCCCGCCCUGCGAACCUCCAGCGCCUCGGAGCGCCCGGGCGGUGAGAGCAACGCGGCGUAAGAGUGCGGGCGGGCUUCGCUGAAAAGCUGGACUCGGCGGACUCUGGGUUCUGGGAUCGCCGCCUGCUGCCAUGGCCCUAGCAGUCCGUCUCUCGGCCCCGGCUCCGGACGUCUGAUAUCCCGCACAGUUUCGUACAGCCGCUGGGGAGGCAGCCGCUACCCCCUCGUCGCCCUUGGCGCCUUACCACACUCCCUAUCUGGAGCUAGGAGCAGCGCGGCCACCGGCGCCCCCGUACAAACUGGGGGUGUCUGCUGGAGCAGCCCCCGCCGCUGCUGCCCGAGGCUCUGGCCAUGGCCUGGCGGGGCAAAGGGGCGAGCGUCCGGGGGGCGCCUGGAGGCGUCAGGCUCAGGCUGGGGCUGUUGCUGCAGUUGCUCCUGCUCCUACGACCCGCACUGGGCUUCGGGGACGAAGAGGAGCGGCGCUGCGACCCCAUCCGCAUCACCAUGUGCCAGAACCUCGGCUACAACGUGACCAAGAUGCCCAACCUGGUGGGACACGAGCUGCAGACGGACGCCGAGCUGCAGCUGACAACUUUCACGCCGCUCAUUCAGUACGGCUGCUCCAGCCAGCUGCAGUUCUUCCUUUGUUCCGUUUAUGUGCCUAUGUGCACAGAGAAGAUCAACAUCCCCAUUGGCCCAUGCGGUGGCAUGUGCCUUUCAGUCAAGAGACGAUGUGAACCAGUCCUGAAGGAGUUUGGGUUUGUCUGGCCUGAUACCCUGAACUGCAGCAAGUUCCCACCCCAGAAUGACCACAACCACAUGUGCAUGGAAGGACCAGGUGACGAAGAGGUACCCUUGCCUCACAAAACUCCCAUCCAGCCCGGGGAAGAGUGCCACUCGGUGGGGACCAAUUCUGAUCAGUACAUCUGGGUGAAGAGGAGUCUGAACUGUGUUCUCAAGUGUGGCUAUGAUGCUGGCUUGUAUAGCCGCUCGGCGAAGGAGUUCACAGAUAUUUGGAUGGCGGUGUGGGCCAGCCUUUGUUUCAUCUCCACCACCUUCACUGUGCUGACCUUCCUGAUCGAUUCGUCCAGGUUUUCUUACCCCGAGCGCCCCAUCAUAUUUCUCAGUAUGUGCUAUAAUAUUUAUAGCAUUGCUUAUAUUGUUCGGCUGACUGUAGGCCGGGAAAGGAUAUCCUGUGAUUUUGAAGAGGCGGCAGAACCCGUUCUCAUCCAAGAAGGACUUAAGAACACAGGAUGUGCAAUAAUUUUCUUGCUGAUGUACUUUUUUGGAAUGGCCAGCUCCAUUUGGUGGGUUAUUCUGACACUCACUUGGUUUUUGGCAGCAGGACUCAAGUGGGGUCAUGAAGCCAUUGAAAUGCACAGUUCUUAUUUCCACAUUGCAGCCUGGGCUAUUCCUGCAGUGAAAACCAUUGUCAUCUUGAUUAUGAGACUGGUGGAUGCGGACGAACUGACCGGCCUGUGCUAUGUUGGGAACCAAAGCCUAGAUGCCCUCACUGGCUUUGUGGUGGCUCCUCUCUUUACGUAUUUGGUGAUUGGAACUCUGUUCAUUGCAGCAGGUUUGGUGGCCUUAUUCAAAAUUCGGUCGAACCUACAGAAAGAUGGGACAAAGACAGACAAGCUGGAAAGGCUAAUGGUGAAGAUCGGCGUCUUCUCUGUACUGUACACAGUCCCUGCCACCUGUGUCAUUGCCUGCUACUUCUACGAAAUCUCUAACUGGGCGCUCUUUCGCUAUUCUGCAGAUGACUCUAAUAUGGCCGUGGAAAUGUUGAAAAUUUUUAUGUCUUUGCUUGUGGGCAUCACUUCGGGCAUGUGGAUUUGGUCUGCCAAAACACUUCACACGUGGCAAAAGUGUUCUAACCGACUGGUGAAUUCUGGGAAGGUAAAGCGAGAGAAGAGGGGGAACGGUUGGGUGAAGCCAGGGAAAGGAAAUGAAACUGUGGUGUAAGACUUAGCUU
Messenger RNA from Acomys russatus (golden spiny mouse), 2632 nucleotides. RefSeq names its product frizzled class receptor 4 (gene Fzd4). The record is from RefSeq and is a predicted model, not a curated record. NCBI's taxonomy places the organism in Eukaryota, Metazoa, Chordata, Mammalia, Rodentia, Muridae. Gene Ontology annotation, cellular component: plasma membrane. Gene Ontology annotation, molecular function: Wnt receptor activity; Wnt-protein binding. Gene Ontology annotation, biological process: non-canonical Wnt signaling pathway; retina vasculature morphogenesis in camera-type eye; canonical Wnt signaling pathway. The transcript has 2 exons. Bases 1009 to 2622 code for a protein of 537 amino acids.